CCAAGUGUGUGUCAUGUAAAUGCACACAUUUGCCUUUGGGAUCACCCACGGAUAUAUCGGCCUCUUGGGGCCCACAGGUGUUCUCCCUUCUUGUCUAAGGAAACAAUGCAGUUUGCCACACUGGCCAAAAGGGGCUGUGCCAAGGGAGUGAGAAGGUGGAGUCCUGAGUGAGCAAGAGCAGCCCGAGAGUGUUUCCAGCUAACUAGACCUCAAGUGAUACUCGCCGACCUGUGGAUGGAUUAACAAGGUGCUGGCUGCUGUUGCCCUGUGCUGCAAGUAUCUUUCAACAUUUACCCAAAGCUCUUCUGCCCAUACUAUACACAUGGAGCUGAAGGAGACCACCUGUGAUCACUCGGGAGUGCACAAUUUGGCCUUCCAGAGCGACUGUAAAGGUGUGGAUGUUACAAAUAUGAAAGGUCCUGGAGAUAAUUCACAGAGAAUGAAGAAUUCAGGAAAUAAGAAAACUGUACAUAUUAACCAGGAGGAUGAAUACAUCAAUAUUGAGAGUGAUCUGCAUGAAAACAAACGUGACUCAGUAGAUGAUGAGCAACCACGCUUGAAAGGACAUUUAGAAAAGAAAUAUAAUAAAGCCUGUGAAUUUUGCAAGAAACAUAAGACCAGAAUUCACUAUGCAAUCUAUGGAAUUUUAACAACAGCAUAUUUGGCAGUAGUCGUUGCAGCCUGCAGCUUGAAUUUUCAGAGAGCCUUCCCACUCUUUAUCAUCACUGUCCUAGCCAUCUCCUUCAUCUGCUGGGAUUUUUUAAUAGCUAAGUAUGGAGACAGAAUUGCUGCAUACUUUUCCGCUGGAGUACAAAAUCUGGAGAAACAGUGUUUUUGGCUGAAAUGGGUUUUGUGUGCAGCUCUUAUUAUAGCUAUCAUCUGCUGGCUCAUCUUUGACACAGCAAAACAAGGAUCCCACCAGCUGAUCUCCUUUGGUGGGCUUGUGUUGUAUGUUCUCUUGAUGUUUAUCUUUUCCAAAUAUCCAACCAGAGUUGCUUGGAGACCAGUAUUUUCAGGAAUAGGAAUGCAAUUUAUUCUUGGGCUGCUUAUCCUGAGGACCAAAGUGGGGUUUGAUGUAUUUAACUGGCUAGGCAUUCAGACCCAGACUUUUCUGGAGUACUCUGACACAGGUGCUAAGUUUGUAUUCGGUGAGAAAUAUAUGGAUCAUUUCUUCGCUUUUAAGGUACUGCCUAUUGUGGUUUUCUUCAGCACAGUGAUGUCUAUGCUUUACCACAUUGGAUUCAUGCAGUGGCUUGUUGGAAAGGUUGGUUGGAUAAUGCAGAUUUUCAUGGGGACAACUCCUGUUGAGUCUCUGGUAGCUGCGGGUAACAUAUUCGUGGGACAGACAGAGUCGCCUCUCCUGGUACGGCCCUACUUACCAUACAUCACCAAAUCUGAACUCCAUGCAGUCAUGACAGCAGGAUUCUCAACUAUUGCUGGAAGUGUCUUAGGAGCAUACAUUUCUUUUGGGGUUUCUGCCUCCCACCUACUGACUGCUUCCGUCAUGUCAGCACCAGCAUCAUUAGCCACUUCCAAAUUAUUCUGGCCUGAAACUGAAAAGCCUACAGUAACUCUGAGUGGGCUGCGGGUGGCAAAAGGUGAAUCAAAGAACCUACUGGAAGCAGCCAGUCAAGGUGCUUCUACAUCCAUUCUGCUGGUAGCAAACAUCGCUGUGAAUCUGAUCUCCUUCCUUGCCCUGCUAGCUUUCCUUGACUCAGCCCUGUCUUGGGUGGGCAGUCUUUUUGACUAUCCACAGCUGAACUUUGAGAACAUUUGUGCCUAUGUCUUCAUGCCGUUGUCUUUCAUGAUGGGGGUAGACUGGGAAGACAGUUUUACUGUCGGUGGACUACUAGGUUACAAAACUUUCUUCAAUGAGUUCGUGGCUUAUGAGCGCCUCUCACAACUGAUUCACAACCGAGAAAAGGGUGGAAGCAUGUACAUUAAUGGUGUGAAACAGUACAUGACUGUUCGCUCUGAAGUCAUUGCCACCUAUGCUCUUUGUGGGUUUGCCAACUUCGGCUCUCUGGGACUGGUAAUAGGAGGCCUGACAAGCAUUGCUCCCUCCAAAAAAAAGGAAAUCGCUGGUGGUGCUUUCAGAGCCAUGAUUGCGGGUACUGUCGCCUGUUUCAUGACAGCCUGCGUUGCAGGAAUGCUGAUUGUCCCUGCUCUGGAAGUUCCUUGCCACAUCUUAUUAGGAAGUGCCUUCAAUUCCACAGAUUUCCCUGCCAACAGCACAGAGCUAGUCGAAUGCUGCCAGCAACUCUUCACCAGGGCUACACAAACAGAAUACUUUGGCACAGGAAGUACCACUGACAGCUCCUCUGACUUUGGCUGCAGUACUAAUGGCAGCAGAAGAUGCUGAAAUGAUUGUCCAUAGUCCCUGUACAGCAUCUAAGAAGGGAACUGAAGAUAUUCGUUGAUGGGACUUACAGGGAGAGGAGAUUGCCAGGAUUAGAUGCAGGAGCUCAGGGUUUUGUAUCAGUAGAGUAAGGGAAAGCAGUUGUAGGAAAAAAGCCUGACAUUUGUUAGAAUGACUUUAUUAAUACAAAAUCCUUUAAUUAAACCUUCCUCAUUAUGUCUGUAGUGUACCAACACAAUAUCUAUGCUGUUUUCUGAUGCCCAGCCUCUUUCAGUUAUUUUCUUUAGCUGAAACUUCAAGUUAUUUGAUAACUAUGGCAAAUGAAAGGAAGGAAAUGGCCUUGUGAAUGGGAGUGAUUAUGUCUUGAAACAGGUAUACUGGUGACAGCUUAGUUCCUUUGCUUUUCUUUUGAACAUUCAUGUUUGCUAAGCUGAAGUGGUGAUUAAGUUCAGGAAAUUCACACUUUUCCACCCAAAAUUUUUGGUUGACCCUAAUACAAACCAUCCAUCAACUUCUGUAGCAGAGGUUUCUUGAGCAGUAAUUUCUGCCCCCCUUAUGCUGCGCUCAUUUCUUCCUGGUGAGCUUACUUGUUUUUAGCACUCACCUGCUCCUGCAGAGAAGCUGCAGAAUGCCUGUCAAACAGAUCAAAGAGCAUAUCUACCAUUGUUUCCUGAGGGCCCAUUGUUUAUCCACUCAUUCACUUUCUGCUCUUUCACAUACUACUCUAAAGGGCCUACAUUGUUCAUGCUGCAUUAUGAGAACUCUAAGACUGAUAGCUUGUCCUUUGUGUAUGUGUCCAUUUGUCAAACAAGGGGAGCAUUCUGGCUGAUGCAUAAACAUUUUUAAGCAAUCAUGUUUCAGGGGCAGUUCUAUAUGAUAAACUAGCAAACUGAGGUGGGAAUGAGAAAUACAGGGAUUAUUAAACAAACAGCAUUUCCCUUUCCAAAGAGCAAGUUGACCUUUUAAAAUACUCCACUGCUCAGGAAAAUUCCAGCUUUUGAUAAAUUUUGUCCAGUGAAAUCCAUUUAAAAAGAAGUUGGGCAAGCCUCUCUGGAUUUUGUGGUUGUCUAUUCCAAAUGGCCAACUGCCAGCAGUUUUGCUGAGAGUGGGAGCCAUCUGAUAUUCCAGCAUAGAGAAAGACAGUGAAAGCAAGACACAGGGAAUCAGAGAACCGAAUGGAAUUCAGAGCACAGCCUGUAUUUUAUGUGCAGUUUGAGAGACAGCACAAGUUCUACUAAAACACGAUUUGGCUGGUAACCAGCUGUUGUUCAAUAGGCUCUUUUUAAGCUCUAAACAUGUAAAAGAUGUGCUUAUUAUUUACAACUUGUUAAAUAUGGGCUUGAACAGCUCCAGUAUGAGUCAAACAUUCCUUCAAUAUAGGAGUAAAAGAGAAAGACCUUACAGAUGUUUCUGAUGAGGGACUACAACAUCCUGGAAUACUUCCUGCUGUGUGUUAGCCCUGUGUUUGCACUUUUCCCAGUGUCAGACUUAAACACAAUGUGCUACAAAUGCUUUGCAUUUAUUGACCUAGAGGCACUUUCCAAGUUGACUGCUCUUUGCCUGAAUAGUAGCAAAACUUCCCAUCAGAUGGUAUCCCUGGACAUAUGUUUACUAUAAUGUGUAACUGGGCAUUUACUACACAAUUUACAUAAAUCUUCUUCCUGUUCAGCAGCUAAAAGCUUGCCCAGACUCAAGCUGUGGCUAGUUUGCUAUCUAGGCUAGGUGCUAAAUCCUGAAACAGAUUUUGGGCUCAGCUUCUUAAGCCGUCCAUUCUGUAGUGAGAGUGCAGCUGAUGUCUGCUAGCUUUAGAUAUGUAGGUGUCCAGUGCCUCCCAUUUCAUACCCAAGGAAGAAACAUGUUCUUUUAUGAAUCAGCGUGGAAGAAUCACAGAACCUCAGGGUUUAUUAAGGCGUCAGGACACAUCUGUCUCUACUUCUGGGUAACAAACACCAGCUGUCAAUGUGCCAGCAAGGGAACAUUGGUAGGCUGACCUGCAUAGACAAACUGAAGUAGAAAAAAAAUCUGGCUUGUCUUUGCAGUGAGGACACUCCACUCAACAUUAAAGUCUAGAGUUCCCAAGCCUGUUGUCAGGUUAGGACACACCCCCCCCCCCAUUUCUGUGUAACAGCAGAGAGCUCUCAGUCCUUCCCAUUGUCAGAGAAAACAGCAGGAGUCGAGUACCUUGACUUCCCUGUAGUCAGAACUUGAAAAUUAUUUCAAUUAAAAUCAUUAAAGUCUUUGAAAACAACAUGACAUGCUUGUGCAGUCAUAUGACAAGUAUUUAUGAACAAAACUUGACAAUUUCCGGAUAAUUACAGAAAAAAGGAGGAUUUAAAUACAAUCACUCAAUGAAAGUAGCAUCAGUUUAAAGUUUAAAUUUCUUAUAACUUAUGCUGUUAGUAGUGCACUCAGCUCAGUAAUAAUAGAGAAAUUUCAGCCCUUUAAUAUUAUAUAUUAAUGUAUUUCAGUGAAUAAUACGAUGUGAGUUAACCUGGGUAGGCAGCUCACUCACUUUCCCCCUUCACCCCUGGUGGGACAGGAGAAGAGUAAAGAAAGAGUAAAAGCAAAAAACCUUGUGGGUCCAGAUAAAAAUUGUUCAAUAUGUAAAGGAGGAGUGGAAGAAGAAAGAAAGAAAAUGAAGCAAAACAAGUGAUGCAAGAGCUAUCACUAGCCACCUCCCAUGGGUUGACUGAUGCUCAGCCAGUUCCCAGACAAAACGUGGC
Pezoporus flaviventris is the source of this 5082-nucleotide messenger RNA. RefSeq names its product solute carrier family 28 member 3 (gene SLC28A3). Gene Ontology annotation, molecular function: pyrimidine- and adenosine-specific:sodium symporter activity; purine-specific nucleoside:sodium symporter activity. Gene Ontology annotation, cellular component: membrane. Gene Ontology annotation, biological process: pyrimidine nucleoside transport; purine nucleoside transmembrane transport. The record is from RefSeq and is a predicted model, not a curated record. The transcript is spliced from 18 exons. The coding region runs from base 323 to 2362 and encodes 679 amino acids. Lineage: Eukaryota; Metazoa; Chordata; Aves; Psittaciformes; Psittacidae.